Haemonchus placei is the source of this 246-nucleotide messenger RNA. Lineage: Eukaryota; Metazoa; Nematoda; Chromadorea; Rhabditida; Trichostrongylidae. The record is from the annotation of a GenBank genome assembly.
AUGGAACGAGAAGAGCCAAGCAGAGGAGCAAUUGAUGGCGAUGAGAGGGAUAAUGCUGUUAUAGGACCAGGAGAUGUAAAUGAACCAGGCCUUACAAUGGGAAGACUAAAAAAAAAUCAGAGGCCUACAGACGAGAUGCUGGAAGAGGCUCUCCGAAUGUCGUCAAGAGAGAGCCAAGAGCUCAAUGAAGAGAUCGGAGAAGGAAGAAGGAGUAUUUGCUUAUUCAAAGGAAAAUUCAAUUCAUAA